Messenger RNA from Amoebophrya sp. A120, 256 nucleotides. The record is from the annotation of a GenBank genome assembly. NCBI's taxonomy places the organism in Eukaryota, Dinophyceae, Syndiniales, Amoebophryaceae.
AUGCGGCGGGCCCGCGAAGAGGAAGAACAAGACGAGCGCAAAGAGUACACGGGGGAACCCGCGGCUGAGCCUUGGCACGUUGAGGAAGGCCGAGUGAUGAGCAGAGAUCAUAGAGUAGAUGAUGACCUUGAAGGAUUUGGAGCGUCCGUUUCGACGAAACUGCCUGCCAGUUCUAAUACCACUGGAGACAACACCUUCUUCGGUGCAGGUGCUGGACCUUCACCGGCGAAGAGGACCAACAAGGAAGACACCGACG